AUGCUUAUCAGCUGAUUCCCAAGCGGCGAUUUAGAGUGUUGCAUCUGUAGCAUCUUGUGUGUUUCCAAAAGGUUGUUUAUAUUUGUAGACUGUGAAGAUUCUAACCAAAAAAAUCUGUUGCCCUUUUAUUACCCCAAAGGUAUUUAUUUUGCCAACACACAUUUUGUUUUCUACAUCACAAAUCAUAAAUUAAUAACAUAAUUCCGAAACUCUGUCACAUCAUGCAAAAGAAUUUGCACUCAUUCGAUGAAAAUACCGUUGAACAAAUAGUAAGAAUGGUAACAGUAUACUCCACAAAUAUAGACCAUCGUAUGCACCUUCACUGGAUUCAUAAUUAGAUUCCUAAAGUUCUAUGAUUCAUUUCAGUCUAAACCUACCUUAUCGCUUAGUUAUAUGUAUGUAUAUUUAUACAAAAAAUGGACGGAACCGUUCUCAAUGCCGACAGUAUUUUGGAAAUAAUGAAAUAUGUAAUUAUUGAUUGCCAGUUGAAUGAGGGCCGCCAUGUGGAAAUGGGGAUUGUUGACUUUAAUGACUUAAUAAACUUCGUUUUGGCUCACGAAUUCUUCGUGGAAUUGCUUGCGGAUCAUCACAAGAUCCUUUACAAGGAUCUUGAGUUGGCACUAGCGUGCAGAACCAUAAAGCUGCUUAUAGAUCUUCGAGUGAAUAAGCAAUCGAAAAACGAAGAAAUUUUCUGGAGAUCCUUUCUGGAAUCGGUCAGGGAAAAAAGUCCGUUCGAUCUUCAACUGUCUUUUCAAGGCUUAUACGUACAUAUUAAGAUAACAGGCAUCUCAUCGGGCCGCACGCACCAAGAAACGUUAAAAUUUGACUUAACGCUUAAUGCAGACGCAUUGGCUGACAUUCUCAGCUCCAACCAAAAUCUAACCAAGUUGAGCUUUGAAAGCACUGAAGUGCAUGGAGAUCUUUCCGAUAUCAUACCCCAUUGCGCCAAUAUCGAAGAACUGAGAAUCACGUUGAAUGCGGGUGACGUGGCAUCCCAAUAUGAACCACUAGUAAACUUGCCCAAUCUGAAAAACAUUUUGGUUACUGGGUUACAAAGAAGCGAGUCGGAAUCGCUGUUUUUUAGCAAUUUAAAAAAGUGGCACAGGCCAUCGAGUCUUCCACCUUUGACACUAAAAAUCGAAGAUUACCUAACCGACAUUCAUCGACCUAUAACGUUUGCCACUUUCAAUUCAUUACGAUGUUUCCGUGUGAACGAAACCAAAGCUUAUUAUGAACGAAAAUAUAAAUGGAAAUGGAAUGCAAUUUUUAGGGCCGAGUACGAUUUAUCUGCAAUGAAGGACGACAGCAGUUCAAUAGAGGAUUCUCUGGCCACCAUUAGAUUGGGUGAAGGUGUUAAGAUCAAGUUUAUAUGGUCUGAAGGUAAACUUGAGUUAAAGUUACACGACAAUUCAGACAUAAGUCAAAUGGGAUCUUUAUCAAAACUGCCCAAUCUCACUCGCUUGGUUGUACAAAAUAAGACGUAUUGUUUAGAAAAUCCCGAUUCACUUGCCAAAUUCCUGCGAUCAAUGGGUCCAAACGGGUCAUUCGCUUUAAAGUCAUGUAAAAUAAAUUAUGCAGGAUUACAUCAAACUGAGAUUGAAGAGCUCACGAAAAUAAAGUCACUUCGAUUCCUCGCAUGCCACUUACACGACGUGCCUGAUAUCAACUUCAGUCAGAUGACUAACUUGCAACACAUUAAACUCAAUUUCCGCCAAAAUUUCAUUACUUCAAAUGUAAUCCAUAAUCUGCUAAGCAAAUGCCAGGUGCAAGCAACCAUAUUCAGUGAAGAUGUUACCAUUACACUAUUGAGGGCAGAAAAACGUUUAGAGAUCCAUCUGUGUAAUUGUGAAAACACCGAUUUUGCUAUUCCCCUUGCCAAACUAAAGGAUAUUAAUACCCUCGUGAUUUCAGGGCGACAGAAAUUGGAAUAUCUUAAUACGAUCUUCGAUGCUUUCGCAGCCAAUUUAAGUACGAUCGAAGAAUUGAAUUUAUCCGAAUUGCGACCUUACAGGUCCGAAUUAAAAGGCGUACGUUUCAAAGAUAUUUCCAAAGUGACCGAAAUUCAAACCAUUAGGUCACUUCGAUGCUGCGUAUCAGAUGUGACUGGUGUUCAGAAAUUGGCAGAUCUAAACAAAUUAGAGAACUUGGAAAUAUACCAUUCUGGAGAUGGCAAUCUUAUCGAACUUUUGACAAAACUUGCUGAGAAAAAUACAAUUAAAUGUAUAAAAACUGGAAAACUCACCCACGAAGAGGUUUUAAAGAUAACCCAAAUGAGGUCGAUGAAAACUUUGGUGAGUCGUUUAUUAAACGAGGAUGACCUCAAAUUCUUUGCAGAGCUAGCAAACUCCAGUAUCGAAGAAAUAAUAAUUAUGGAAUAUAAUAACUCAAUAUGGGUUACACCCUCUCUGUUUUAUACGAUAAGGGCAAGACAACUUGGUCACUUUGAUAUAUGGCACAAAAAACUUAAUUUUAUUGAAACGGUUGACGUUUCUAAAAUAACAGGACUGAAAAGAUUAUGUGCUGGUUUUGUUGAUGCGGAGUGUGCGGAAAUAUUAGAUAGACUACCUCAGCUAGAGGAUCUAACUAUUGGCUUUAUCAAAACUCCUUUGGAAACUCUGCUAAGGGUUAUAGCACUCAAGUCACCAAUGACUCUCAAAAAAUUGGAGCUAUGCAACUGGAUUGGUGGUAGCGAAUGUGAAUGUUUGACUCAAUUCGAAACAUUGGAAUCUUUAACAUGUUCAUUGCGUAAUGAGAUGGGCAUAGAUCAUUUGGCCAAUAUACAAAACCUUAAAGAAUUACUUAUCCACCGAGAUAGCGCUCCGCUUACUAAUCUUUUCCGUGCCUUUGCCCAAAAAAGUGAUUCCAAGUUGGAGAAACUUCAAGCUCCUGUCACAUGUUCUGCUGAGAUCCGUGAAAUAUCACAGAUUAAAUCACUAAAAACACUAAAUGUUGAUUUGACGAAAAUGUGUGAUAAUUUAUCAAACCUCAGUAGAUUGAAUGAACUAAAAUCGUUGAGUAUAAUUGAUAGUUGUGGAUGUAAAUUAAAUAGUGAUAGCUGUUUAUCAAUUUUUCGGUAUUGUCAAAAGCUUAAUCGGGUCGAUUUGGGAUUUUAUUAUGGGGUGGCUUUAGACUUAGUCAGUCAAGUAAACAAUGUUCUGAAAUCUAUUAGAGAUCCCGCAAAUCAGAAACCGCUAAAACUAAGUAUUUUUAGUGUAUCGAUUUACCCGAAAAUCCAUGUGGAAGACAUUGAUGAGUCAAUCUUGAACGUCUCUUAUUCGUACGAAACAAAAAUGGGUGCUGUCGAAAUAGAAUUUAAUUCUGAUAACGAGGAUUCAGACGAUUCAGAUUCUUUUGACUAUGAUUAGUUAAAACCUUAUUUUUAAGAAAUAGACUCACAAAAUCUGACAAAUAAUACCAGAGAAAACGCUACAGUCAAAUUCCCCGACUAUCAGAUAACCGUGAUAGUGAUUAUGUGAUAAUGUGAUUAUAAAAGUAUAUAUUACUUUUUUGCAAAACAAUUGUUAUCUUAAUGCCUCAAUUACUGUGUAAUUCUCAGCCCAUAUACAAGGUAUUCACCACAACCGACAUUUUUGGUGCUAAGGCUUACUUCGGUUACAUCCAAAAGACUUUUCAAAUAGCUGAAACCUGUAGAUAGCUCUCUGUAAACGCACUUCAUAUUAAUCGGCCAACGUAGUUCCUAGAAGUCCUUUAAUUCCAGAAAGCUGUCAUUGAAAAGUUGCUGCGCACAUGUGACACACACUCCAUGGGUUCUCUGCCUUCUGUAAAUUCAUCAAAUAGAUAUCUUGCGAAUGUAGUUAGCCACCACCUGGGCAUCCCGUUUGUCCAUUAGCUCCUUGAGGACAGAAAAGUACUGAAAUUUGCGCGCCAACAGUUAAAGAAAACACAGAUUCUACUCACAUUGGGGGGUUUUGGUGGGAACAUAACUAAAACUUUAGCUAAAUAUAGAAAAGACGUUCACAAAAUACACAAAAAAGGUAUAAUCCAUCUAAAAUUCACCAAAUAUGAUAAAUCAAUUUAAUGAAUUUCACAAUAAGAAUUUAUUAAAGUAAAUACCUGAAACUUUAAAAUUCAUUUUAAAUCAUUAAAAUUGGACCUAUCAAUCGCAAGUUUGACCACUUUGAAAUGCACCUUUUGUUGCGACGAAAAGUAAUCAAAACUCCGCUGUGCUGCAAAAAUGAACAGUUGUUCUCCGUUUACACUAUAUUUUUAGAAUGUCCCGUUAAAGUUAAGACAAAACGGUUUUGCCAUAGACAUAUUUGGACAUUUUAGGGACAAUCUGGUUACUUUUCGUAAAUAUUUGGAAACAUUAUUUUCAUUUCUUGCCUAUGGGCGCAACCACUGUGCACUGCCAGUUGUGACCGAGCAUGCUUAUCAGCUGAUUCCCAAGCGGCGAUUUAGAGUGUUGCAUCUGUAGCAUCUUGUGUGUUUCCAAAAGGUUGUUUAUAUUUGUAGACUGUGAAGAUUCUAACCAAAAAAAUCUGUUGCCCUUUUAUUACCCCAAAGGUAUUUAUUUUGCCAACACACAUUUUGUUUUCUACAUCACAAAUCAUAAAUUAAUAACAUAAUUCCGAAACUCUGUCACAUCAUGCAAAAGAAUUUGCACUCAUUCGAUGAAAAUACCGUUGAACAAAUAGUAAGAAUGGUAACAGUAUAUUCCACAAAUAUAGACCAUCGUAUGCACCUUCACUGGAUUCAUAAUUAGAUUCCUAAAGUUCUAUGAUUCAUUUCAGUCUAAACCUACCUUAUCGCUUAGUUAUAUGUAUGUAUAUUUAUACAAAAAAUGGACGGAACCGUUCUCAAUGCCGACAGUAUUUUGGAAAUAAUGAAAUAUGUAAUUAUUGAUUGCCAGUUGAAUGAGGGCCGCCAUGUGGAAAUGGGGAUUGUUGACUUUAAUGACUUAAUAAACUUCGUUUUGGCUCACGAAUUCUUCGUGGAAUUGCUUGCGGAUUCUUGCGAAUGUAGUUAGCCACCACCUGGGCAUCCCGUUUGUCCAUUAGCUCCUUGAGGACAGAAAAGUACUGAAAUUUGCGCGCCAACAGUUAAAGAAAACACAGAUUCUACUCACAUUGGGGGGUUUUGGUGGGAACAUAACUAAAACUUUAGCUAAAUAUAGAAAAGACGUUCACAAAAUACACAAAAAAGGUAUAAUCCAUCUAAAAUUCACCAAAUAUGAUAAAUCAAUUUAAUGAAUUUCACAAUAAGAAUUUAUUAAAGUAAAUACCUGAAACUUUAAAAUUCAUUUUAAAUCAUUAAAAUUGGACCUAUCAAUCGCAAGUUUGACCACUUUGAAAUGCACCUUUUGUUGCGACGAAAAGUAAUCAAAACUCCGCUGUGCUGCAAAAAUGAACAGUUGUUCUCCGUUUACACUAUAUUUUUAGAAUGUCCCGUUAAAGUUAAGACAAAACGGUUUUGCCAUAGACAUAUUUGGACAUUUUAGGGACAAUCUGGUUACUUUUCGUAAAUAUUUGGAAACAUUAUUUUCAUUUCUUGCCUAUGGGCGCAAGCACUGUGCACUGCCAGUUGUGACCGAAUUCUCUCUCCAAGUCGGGAAUAUUGAUAUAUGUAUUCAGUUUGUCGUUCGGAUUGAUAUUCGUUUUAACCGACAAUUCGAACUCAUGAUAUACAGAAUGGAUAAAAUUUCAAUAAAACUGUGCGGCAGUUCUUUUACGAAAGUGGGUAUAUCUAAUUCUACCAGGUACUCGCUGGCAUUUCGUGGGUUCGACAAGGUUAAUAAAACGAUAGUUAGACCGUAGCGAUGCAGAUGAGUCAGGGUCUCAAGCCAUUUAAAUUCUUCCUGGGGCCAAGAAUUACCAUUCAUCUCGAACUGGGACCAUGUGAGCCCUUCGCCUAGAGAAACCAGUUUCAUGUACUGGCCCACGUCACACAUAUUUCGCGGUGCUUAACGGCAACUAAGGUAGUAACGAAGGACCGUGCCAUCUACACUGGAUGCCUUUAAGAGCGGCGAUUAAGAACUCUGCUCAUUAGUUCGUCCAUUAGUUUGUAGCAUUUGUAUAAUAUCUAAGAAGGAGUCGUUGGUUGCAGUAAUUAUCACAGGAAUUGCCCUCCUCGUCCACAUAAUUAAGGAUGCCAUUUAGAAGUCUUGUGUUGGAGCUGGCCGCCACAAAGGGUGUUUAGUUUAGUGCGAGCGCACUGGAACAUAAACCGUCGCAUCAAAGACCAGAAAUACUAUUGUUACCUAGGCUUUCGACCUCGAUUGACAUCCCACAGGACUUUAACCCACUCUUGUAGGAAAUACAAUUUCAUUGAGUGUAAAAUAGAAAUUAAACAUACUCCAUUGCUUUGUUUAAAGAAAACAUACCUUUACGCUUGUUAAAAUCAAUUUUCAUAUACAUACAUAUGUGAUACAAUUUUCACACAUGUUAUUGUUUAAAACAUGCAUCUUGCUUAAAGUAUAAUUGUCCAACGCGUUAUUGCUGAAUUUCUGCUUUUGUUAUUUUGAUAUCUGUAGGCUUAUGUUUGCAAUUGGGAUUUUUAAACCAGCGUUUUUUUUAUUGUUCCUAGUAAAAGUUCGCAGUAGUCCCGCAGUUUGUUUACAGCAAAUUCUGCAUACUAAUAAUACUGAUUCUAUUUAUUUCCGCAUCUUUUAUGCUCCAACUCACUACAGUGAAUAUUCCUUAUGACGGUGUAUUCCAUGAGUUUAUUAUUAAUUAUAAAAUAAUUAUCGGCUUUGUCAAUUGCUAGCAGUUCGGCUGUUAGAGGGGAUAGAAUUUUGUUUGUGUAGAAACUUUCUGUUUGUUUUCAGCUUAAUAAGUUUAAUAUGUUUUCAGAUUAAUAAGGCUAAUGGGUUGACGCUUGGGUUGACAGUCAAUGAAAAAAUAGCUAGUGAAGAUUAUCUCGAAUCCCCUGCUUCUCAUACUAGUUUCUUUCUUGUUUUUUCGCUUUUUUGAAAAUUUGUCUUGUGACGCGCCGAAACCCGCACAUAGUAUUAUAAGGGAAAAACAUGAAGUGAACAUAUUUAGUUAGAACAUAUAAACAUGGAAUCAAUAAAUGAAGUAAGACGCACAACCCGCAUUCGAGUUCAAACACAAUACUCGCGCGCGCCAAGAUCACGCGCAAAGGGUCACACUGGCCCGACAUAGAUCGGCCACACUAAUACAGCAUUAAAUCAGUUGGGAUAUGCGGACACUAUCCGCUGUCAAACCGCUAUAUAAGGCGCACCCCAGCCCUCUAGAAGGCAUUCAGUUCGGCCGGCGAUCGGCGACAAGACCUCCAGGAGGAGGAGCUACCAGGAGAAGGAUCAGCGGUAAGGAAUCGACAGAGCCACAGGAGGCGGGCAAGUAGGUGGUAACUAACUAACCAUAGUAGUAUUUGCAUAUUACGUCUCAUUCUCCGACUCUGUUCACCGACCCGCGUGUACCAUUAGCAGACCUUAUCGACCUCUAAACUCUUCUCAUACAUAGCAGACCUUACGGCCUCUAAACUCUUCUCAUACAUAGCAGACCUCAUCGGCCUCUAAACUGUUCCCAUCCUUAGCAGACCUCAUCGGCCUCUAAACUGUUCUCAUCCUUAGCAGACCUUAUCGGCCUCUACAACUCUUCUCAUACUUAGCAGACCUAAUCGGCCUCUACAACUCUUCUCAUACUUAGCAGACCUAAUCGGCCUCUAAACCAUUCUCACCAGUAGCAGACCUAAUCGGUUUCAAAACUGUUCUCACCGUUAGCAGACCUAACCGGCCUCUAAACUGUUAACUGGCAGACCGGAGCGGUCUAUUCCAACUAUCUCUCUUUCACAGGCAGUGGGGAAACCAUCGGCGACGUGACUCAACGAUCUCGGGAGUCCGGCACCCACCCGUAUCCAUCGCAGAGCUGUACAAUCUUUCCAGGGACGAGACCAGGCGCGCCCGAGCCAACCAGCCGCCGAUCUCGCCACGAGGAUUGCAGCCCAUCUGAAGCGACUGGGAACACAUUGUUUUAUUCCCGAAUAAAGACCCAAUUAUUGUAUCA
This is a messenger RNA of Drosophila yakuba, 7985 nucleotides long. RefSeq lists its product as uncharacterized. The transcript has 3 exons. Lineage: Eukaryota; Metazoa; Arthropoda; Insecta; Diptera; Drosophilidae. The coding region runs from base 417 to 3365 and encodes 982 amino acids. The record is from RefSeq and is a predicted model, not a curated record.